This is a messenger RNA of Pseudopodoces humilis (Tibetan ground-tit), 1624 nucleotides long. It is a transcript of the gene POU2F3, whose product is annotated as POU class 2 homeobox 3. Gene Ontology annotation, biological process: regulation of transcription by RNA polymerase II. Gene Ontology annotation, cellular component: nucleus. The record is from RefSeq and is a predicted model, not a curated record. Lineage: Eukaryota; Metazoa; Chordata; Aves; Passeriformes; Paridae. Gene Ontology annotation, molecular function: RNA polymerase II cis-regulatory region sequence-specific DNA binding; DNA-binding transcription factor activity, RNA polymerase II-specific.
AUGGGCCUGACGCCAAGCUGCUGGGUGUCAGGGCACCCGAGGGAGCCGGAGGUGGGGCGAGGCGUGGCACCGCGCCGCAUGCUCACCUGGCCCUGCAUGGCAACAGGCAAUGGAGCUCUAGGUCCCUUCGGCAGCGGACCCACGGCCGCUUCGAGAGGCAGCGGGUGGCAGAGGAGGGAGGGCAAACUGGCAGCCCCUGGCAACCUGGGGCUGACGGCAGGAGGCUGGGCACACCGCGGAUUUCCCCCCGCCGGCAGGAUGGUGAACCUGGAGUCCGUGCACGCAGCUGUCCCCGAAGGAGAAAGUGGCCCCGGGUGUGGUGGCAGUCAUCACUUCAAGGAGAUCAAGAUGAGCGGGGAUGCGGCAGAUUCCACAGAUACCCGGCACGAACCUGACCAGGUGGAGCCAGGGAAUGAACAGAAUGGGCUGGACUUUAACAGGCAGAUUAAAACCGAGGACCUCAGCGACUCCUUGCAAUCUGCCAUCCCCCCUCGGUCGGGUCACCUCGUGCAGGGAUCAUCCAUGAUGCCAGGGAGCCAAAUCGCAGGGGACAUGAGCUCUCUCCACACCCUGCAGCAGCUGGUGUUGCUUCCUGGGCACAUGCAGUCAGUCCCCCAGUUCCUUCUGUCCCAGUCUCAGGCAGGACAACAAGCUUUGCAGCCAAACCUCCUCUCCUUCCCUCAGCAACAGGGCAGCCUCCUCCUCUCCCAGCCCGGACCCAGCCUGGCCUCCCAGGCUGUGGGGCGCUCUGGCCUCCCUGGCUCCUCGGUUGAGCCCCACCUGGACGUCCCCCAGCACUUGCAAGUGGCAAAGCACCUGACCCCAGCAGGAGCUUCCGAGGAGCCCAGCGACCUGGAGGAGCUGGAGAAGUUUGCAAAGACUUUCAAACAAAGGAGGAUCAAGCUGGGGUUCACACAGGGUGACGUUGGCCUGGCCAUGGGGAAGCUCUACGGCAACGACUUCAGCCAGACCACGAUCUCCCGCUUCGAGGCUCUCAACCUGAGCUUCAAGAACAUGUGCAAGCUCAAGCCCCUGCUGGAGAAGUGGCUCAGUGACGCAGAAUCUGCUCCUUUGGAUUCCUCCAUGAGCACCCCCAAUUCCUACCCCUCAGUGAACGAGAUGUUUGGACGGAAAAGGAAGAAGAGGACCAGCAUCGAGACCAACAUCCGCUCCACACUGGAGAAGAGAUUCCAAGAUAACCCCAAGCCCAGUUCAGAGGAGAUCUCCUUGAUAGCAGAGCAGCUCUCCAUGGAAAAGGAAGUGGUUCGGGUCUGGUUCUGCAACCGGCGCCAGAAGGAAAAGCGGAUCAGCUGCCCGAUGCCAUCCCCCAUCAAAUCACCCAUCUACAACUCCAGACUGGUCUCUACCUCAGGGUCCUUGGGGCCCCUCUCCGUCAAUCCAGUGCACAGCACCAUGCCUGGGACUGUGACAUCCUCGUGCUCCCCAGGGAACUCCAGCAGGCCCUCGUCCCCUGGCAGUGCCCUCCAUGCCAGCAGCCCCGGCACAGCCCAGAGCAACUCCAAAGCUGCCAUGAACUCUUCUGGCUUCAACUCUUCAGGCUCCUGGUACCGAUGGAACCAACCCACCUACCUCCACUGAGCCCUCCUGCAGCAGCGAGGGCGAG